GAUUUCAAAUCGUUGCUUUUUGAGCUUUCAAAAAUUGUUGAAAAGAAAUAACCUGCAUACAGAAGAACUAUCAGGAGAUGAGCCAAACGGUAGAGCCCUGCGAUGAAUCGGAUCCGCAACGAGAAUCAAGAUCAAACCCGGAGGACGAGGAUGGCAGAUGUACCUUAGAUGGCCUCCUCUUGCAAAUGAUUCAUUUAAUAGAGGACCUGGAGCUGCUACACACGCAAAGUGCUCUGCGAAUUCCAGCAGAAGCCCAAUUGCCCAGAGGGCGACCCUACAAGGCUCUCACUCGCGUUGUGGAGGAGCAGAGCUCCUGGGGAAAGGUUUUCAAGAUCAUUCGACUGCCUGUCAACCCGAUCCUGGGAUAUCUCCGACCUGUGAGGAACAUAUUUGGCUCUCUGGUGCCAGAUAACUUGCGAAUCGCGAAUCGGCAUUGGGAACACUGCCUGGAUCUUAUUGUGGAAUGUGCCAACAUCAAAAGAGAACUUCAAUCUACGAUUAUCUUCAUAGAGAAGCUGCGAUACUUUCUUAAUCAGAGGUAA
Drosophila santomea is the source of this 542-nucleotide messenger RNA. RefSeq lists its product as uncharacterized. Bases 78 to 542 code for a protein of 154 amino acids. The record is from RefSeq and is a predicted model, not a curated record. Lineage: Eukaryota; Metazoa; Arthropoda; Insecta; Diptera; Drosophilidae. The transcript is spliced from 2 exons.